CCCGCCCAUCACACAGAACCCAAGCGCGCGACCGUCAUGGCUCUGAGUAGUGCACGUCACCUUUCUCUAACAUGUAGCUAGAAACGCUAACACGACUCGAAAUUCUCCUUACAUUUGGCGUUUACAACCAAAAUUUGACUUGCACUCAUAUUUACCUGAACCAACGUGGAACAGUGUGUGAAACAUGUUUGCUAAAGCUCGUAAACCUAGCCGAGAGCCGUUGAGGGCAGAACCGAUCGUGUGAAUUUAACCGCAUUAGCUAGCCAGCUAACUGGCUUUACCUUUAGCUGCGCUAUUCGAAUGUCAUCCACGGUGUAAACAUUUAGAUGUUUAAGGAGGUGGUUUUCGAUAAGGAAGGCAAAUUUGACGUCCGCCUGAAACGUGGCGUCUUCUGGAGGAGACAUUUUAACCUGAGAAAUACUGAGACCUGAGCCAUGGGGGCGUUUUUGGAUAAGCCCAAAACGGAGAAGCUUAAUGCCCACGGGGAGGGAAAUGGCCUGCGUUAUGGCCUGAGCAGUAUGCAGGGCUGGAGAGUUGAGAUGGAAGAUGCACACACCGCAUCUGUAGGCCUGCCGCACGGUCUGGACGACUGGUCCUUCUUUGCCGUCUACGAUGGUCAUGCCGGCUCGCGCGUCGCUAACUACUGCUCCAAGCAUCUGUUGGAACACAUCGUCGCCGCUGGGUCGGCAGAUGAACUGCGGAGGGCUGGACCUCCGGCACCGGAGACGCCAGCCAUAGAGGCGGUGAAGAAAGGGAUCCGUGCCGGCUUCCUGAGGAUCGACGAGCACAUGCGCAGUUUUACAGACCUGCGAAAUGGCAUGGACCGCAGCGGCUCCACUGCGGUCGCUGUGCUGCUCUCUCCCGAACACCUGUAUUUCAUCAACUGCGGGGAUUCGCGUGCCCUUCUCUGUCGCAACGCGCACGUAUGCUUCACUACACUGGACCAUAAACCCUGCGAUCCUAGGGAGAAGGAACGCAUUCAAAAUGCGGGCGGCUCAGUGAUGAUCCAGAGGGUUAAUGGCUCGCUGGCUGUUUCUCGUGCACUUGGUGAUUAUGACUACAAGUGUGUAGAGGGCAAGGGCCCCACAGAGCAGCUUGUGUCACCAGAACCGGAAAUAUUCGAGAUUGGGCGGUCCGAUGCGGAGGAUGAGUUUAUCGUGCUGGCGUGUGAUGGUAUUUGGGACGUGAUGAGCAACGAGGAGCUUUGUGCCUUCGUGCGAUCGAGGCUGGAGGUGACAGAUAACCUGGAGAGAGUGUGCAACGAGGUGGUGGAUACAUGUCUACACAAGGGAAGUCGAGAUAAUAUGAGUAUUGUAUUAGUCUGUUUGCCAAAUGCACCCCAGGUGUCAGAGGAGGCUGUAAAGAAAGAUGCUGAGUUGGACAAGUACCUUGAGUCACGUGUUCAAGAGCUCAUAGAGAAGGCAGGGGAUGAAGGUGUGCCUGAGCUGGCACAUAUCCUGAGCAGCCUUUCCCAAGAGAGUAUCCCUAACCUCCCACCAGGGGGCGGCCUUGCAAGCAAGCACAGUGUUGUUGAAGCAAUGUACAACCGGUUAAACCCCCAAAGAGAAGAGGAUGGUAGUGCUGCUGACCUUGAGGACCCGUGGUAAUCAGCCCACCUGAGGGAAGAUGUCUACAUGAGACAUCGGUCACAUUUCUUUCAGCGAAACAAAGAGAUUCAACGGACAGUCUUUUAAGAGUCACAACACAAAUAGAAACCGUACAACCAAAAGCAUUACAAACACUUUUCUAAUACAGAAGGAAAAGUUCCAGUUGCAGUUAAAAAAACCUUCAAUAACAAAAUACAAUACAAUAAACUUUGUUCCUUGUUUUUUUUGUGGUGGCUGUGGGUGUUCAUUUUAAAACUGAGGACGUUUUUGUGGGUCGGACCCAUGGACGUGCUGUUGUGCCUUUUUCAGCUGCAAAUGAAGUGGACGUGAUGGACGACUUGAGCCAAGGAUACAAUGGAUAAACAUGGCUAUGUGACACCACUUCAGUCCCUGGUAUUGGGAUACGGAUCAUCACUGGGUUUAAUUAAGGAUGUAUUGGACUGAUAAAUGCGUGUAGACGUGAUAAAGAAUUGCUUCAUUACUAAAUAACCUGUGUGGAAAGGGUUUGAAGCUUGUUGUUUGCUUUAUGCAGCUUUCUUCCUUCCUCUCCCAACGUGCGCUGACAGACCUUUAGGUGUAGAACCUCGGACUUGACUUGGUUUCAUCUUGCAGGUUAUCACUUGAUUGGUUGUCAAAAGCUUUUUAAUCCUGCUGUUUCAGAGUAUAUAGAAUAUAUAGAGAGAAAUAUAUAUAAAUUCAUAUAUAUUAUUUUUUUCCCAAGUUUGAUGUUUUUUGUGGCUUAAGUGUGUGAGAAGCAAUAGAGCUGUGUUGGUGGCGACUGAUGAGAGUGCCACGUUGUGUGAGUUACUUUAGAUACACUGAGAUUGUUAAUGUUAUGUAUUUGUGUACACCUGCCACCAAGGAACUGUGGGUGUUGAUGUCUAAAAGGGAUCGUAACUGCCCACCAAAACCACACUUUUCUCAGCUCCCCUCUGUAUUAUAUAGCUCAGUUUUCUCUUCUUGCUAUCAGCCCUCACUUUCACAAUACAGAUGUGAACUUGCAGCAAGCUGCCUUUUUGGUUUUUCUUUUUCCAGAGUAUAUUGUAAAAGUGGUGUUUUUGUUUUGGUUAGCUGAACAUGGAAAUACUAGUUUUAUGAUAAUGAUGAAUUCACAGAUUUUCUGAUUCAUUAUACAAAUGUAAUGUUGGUUUUGCUCAAAUUUAUUUUUCAGCAGUCAAGGAUUGACAGUACUCAUUGGCCUCACAAACUGAAAGGUUAUAUUGAGCAGAACAAUAAAGAUAAAGGGAAAAGAAA
Messenger RNA from Misgurnus anguillicaudatus (oriental weatherfish), 2861 nucleotides. It is a transcript of the gene ppm1ba, whose product is annotated as protein phosphatase, Mg2+/Mn2+ dependent, 1Ba. Gene Ontology annotation, biological process: protein dephosphorylation. Lineage: Eukaryota; Metazoa; Chordata; Actinopteri; Cypriniformes; Cobitidae. The record is from RefSeq and is a predicted model, not a curated record. Gene Ontology annotation, molecular function: magnesium ion binding; manganese ion binding; protein serine/threonine phosphatase activity.